Messenger RNA from Caenorhabditis remanei, 363 nucleotides. RefSeq lists its product as uncharacterized. Bases 1 to 363 code for a protein of 120 amino acids. Lineage: Eukaryota; Metazoa; Nematoda; Chromadorea; Rhabditida; Rhabditidae. The record is from RefSeq and is a predicted model, not a curated record. The transcript is spliced from 3 exons.
AUGGAGAGCCUGGAAUACAAGAAGAUGCAUCCGACGACUGAUUACAUCCAUUUCACUGGACAAAUCACCUGCAAACACAUCCAGACACCCACUAUUCAAUCGUUUGUGUUGUGGGAGCACAAUCGAAUUCUUAAGGACUUCCUCCCCUUCCAACAAGUAACCCUUGACCAGACAGUAUACCCAUAUAAGUACGAUGUGAAGGCAAGAGCGUUUGGUGAUUGGCCUACUAAGGAGUACGAGUUCUACUAUUACAUCAUUCACGACUGCAACUACUGGAGGGAGUCGAAGGUUCAGGAAGUUUGGUAUCAAGAUUUCAAAACUGAAGGCAACGUCACCCACAACAAGAAUAUUCAGCUUGAGUAA